Lodderomyces oxycetoniae is the source of this 1164-nucleotide messenger RNA. RefSeq lists its product as uncharacterized. The record is from RefSeq and is a predicted model, not a curated record. Bases 1 to 1164 code for a protein of 387 amino acids. The transcript has a single exon. NCBI's taxonomy places the organism in Eukaryota, Fungi, Ascomycota, Pichiomycetes, Serinales, Debaryomycetaceae.
AUGGCCGAGACAUAUCCGAUACCUUUCCAUGUAUCACUAAACACGCCUAUCAAAAAGAUUCAAAAUUUAUCGAUAAACUCAUCAUCACCACCACCACCACCACCACCACCAGCAUUACCACCUUGUCGUUAUUCAGACAUGGAAGACACAUUGACGUCUCCUACUGCUACCACAAUGUACAACAAGGGCUACUCACAUAAAUUAACAAACAACGUGCUAUCUGAGCUAAGUAAUAGAGCCGAACAAAUCAGUUAUGAGCUCAACCCAUCUCCUAACAUACCAGAUGAAACUGCCAAAAGGAGAAAUAAACGAUAUACCAGUUUGCAUAGUAAAUACAAGCAACUGGACUCUAUAAGCCAUCAUUACUCAGUACACCAACCAGGCAAGAGAAGACGAACCUUAAAUGAGAAUAACGAGAUUGUAGCUAUUGCUGGGGAAAAGAGUCAAGUGGAGGAGAGGAAAGAAAUUACAAGAAAGAUAUCACCCACUAAGAUAUCACCUAGUAAGAUCUCACCCAGUAAAGCCUCGUUCAACUUACAUUCUCUUUUGGUUACCGAAACCGGAUCUCCUAACAAGCUAGAGGUACUAAAUUCUAAUAGGAAUGUGCCAAUACUACAGAGGAAGCUGUCGAUACCAAUACUACAGAGGAAGCUGUCGAUACCCACAUUAAAACCUAUACCAGCACCGCUGGGGGUAUCAGCGGUGCUGAUACCCCAAUUGCAGAGAAAGCUGUCAAUACCCACAUUACAGAGAAAGCUGUCAAUACCCACAUUACAGAGAAAGCUGUCUAUACCCACAUUGCAGAAAGAGUCAUUGAAAGACUUUUCUAGCCAUACUUCUUUCCCACGCAACUCGUCGAUACAACCACCUCAUUUACCUCUUUCACCUGUUUGCGCGGCAAUGAGACCGCCAGUGAAGACCACCACCACCACCACCAAUUUAUCACGAAUGAGUCCGUCCAAGUCCCUUUCAUCGAUGAAACAGGAAAAAGCACAGCACAGUAGUAGAGUCCAUCAGAAUACUAUAAUAAAAUCCAAAUCAAUUACUAUUCCACAACCAUUUUCACUAUAUGAUAAGCCCACUAUCUCGUCAUCGCAGAGAUCGCUAGAGACUAGACGAGACUAUCGAGACACACUAUCGAGACUACCGAGCAGAGCGAGGUAG